Messenger RNA from Lolium rigidum, 1006 nucleotides. RefSeq names its product PRA1 family protein B2-like. The coding region runs from base 24 to 638 and encodes 204 amino acids. The record is from RefSeq and is a predicted model, not a curated record. The transcript has a single exon. NCBI's taxonomy places the organism in Eukaryota, Viridiplantae, Streptophyta, Magnoliopsida, Poales, Poaceae.
UCGGGGGAAGCAGGGGCAUAGUCAUGGCUGCCGACGGCCCCGGCCCGAUCCGGCGCGCCCUCGACAAGACCUUUGCCAGCGCCCGCUCCACCCGCCGCGCGCUCGCCCGGUUCGCCCCGCGCCCCUCCGCCUUCUCGCCGGCCCCCGACGCCGAGGCCGCCGCGGUCCGCGCCGUCCGCAACCUCCGCACCUUCCGCUUCCACUACGCCGUCAUCCAAUGGGUGAUCCUCCUGGCCUCCCUCGCGCCCCGCCACCGCGCAUCGGUCCUCUUCCUCAUGGCCGCCUCCAAGGGGCUGCUACUCUACGGCGGCCUGCUCAAGGCCUUCCCCAACUCGGCGCUCCUCCGCCGCCUCCUCGACCGCCGCCUCGUGGGGGCGCUCUUCGUCGCGCUCGUACUCGCAGACCUCGUCGCCGCAGGGGCUGUGGAUAAGCUGCUGUUCGCGCUCGCGGCUGGUGUGCCCGUGGUGCUGCUCCACGCCGCAUUCCGCGUCCGGGACGAUCUCGAGCCCGCGUCCGAUGGAGGGGACGACGACAAGGGGAAGGAGGACGGCGUGGUGGUGGAGAAGAAGGAGGACGGCGACGUCGAGACAGGGCCGAUGCGACGAUCCAUGGCCACGGCAACAACAGCAAAGUCAUAAUAGGCCAACAAGAUCCCCUUCCAUAGCCUGAUACACAUAUAUACAAUUGGUAGACAGAGACAGACUGGUAUUCCUUCACCAUUUUCAUUCUUUUCUGGAGAUUAGCAUGCAGCAGGAUGAAUCAAAUCAAAAUCCAUUGAUUUCUUCUCUUCAUAUUUUCUUGCUAGGAUUAGCUGUGAUUUUCGCUUCUUUGUGUAUACAUACAUUUGCUAUUACACUCAAAAAAAAAAAAACUCCAUUGACAAAACUACUAGCUAGCUAGCUAACCAGAGAAUUCUUACUUUCCAUUCCAGCAUGUGUAAUCGUGAUUGUUAUGACAGCCAGAGCUAUACCAUUGCAUUUGUCUGUUGCAAGACAGAUCUGAACUA